Telopea speciosissima is the source of this 1228-nucleotide messenger RNA. Its product is annotated as MDIS1-interacting receptor like kinase 2-like. NCBI's taxonomy places the organism in Eukaryota, Viridiplantae, Streptophyta, Magnoliopsida, Proteales, Proteaceae. Bases 42 to 1106 code for a protein of 354 amino acids. The record is from RefSeq and is a predicted model, not a curated record. Gene Ontology annotation, molecular function: protein kinase activity; protein binding; ATP binding. Gene Ontology annotation, biological process: hormone-mediated signaling pathway; protein phosphorylation. Gene Ontology annotation, cellular component: plasma membrane. The transcript has 2 exons.
ACAAGGUCAUCAUUUAUUUCUUACUUCCUAUUUUGAGUGCAAUGCUUCUACUAUCCAUAGUUAUAGGAAUUGCUUGGGUUUUUCAAAGAAAGACCAAGAAAAAGAUAGAAAUGGGACAAACGGAAAGAAUUGAUCAGAGAGAUCUAUUCGCAAUAUGUAACUAUGAUGGUAGAAUUGUGUAUGAAAAUAUCAUUGAGGCCACAGAGAACUUUGAUGACAAGCACUGCAUUGGGAAGGGAGGAUAUGGAAGUGUUUACAAAGCAAAUUUAUCUACUGGUCAAUUGGUAGCUGUGAAGAAGCUUCAUCCAGUACAAGAGGAUGCUGACAUGGUCAACAAAAAACAGUUUACAAAUGAGAUUCGUGCAUUAACUGAAAUACGACACAAAAACAUUGUGAAAUUGUAUGGUUUUUGUUCACAAGCACGACACUCAUUUUUGGUUUAUGAGUAUUUGGAAAGGGGAAGUUUGGCAAAGAUCCUAGGAGAUGCAGAGAGGGCAACGGAGUUUGAUUGGAUCAAGAGAAUAAGUGUAAUCAAAGGUGUGGCCAAUGCACUAUCUUACAUGCACAAUGAUUGCUCACCACCAAUAAUUCAUAGAGAUAUAUCUGGUAGCAAUAUUUUGUUGGAUUCAAAGUAUGAGGCUCAUGUGGCAGACUUCGGCAUUGCAAGGCUUCUAAUGCCCGAUUCAAGUAAUUGGACUUCACUUGCAGGCACUUAUGGCUAUCUUCCUCCAGAGUGUGCUUAUACAAUGAAGGUGACAGAAAAGUGUGAUGUGUAUAGUUUUGGUGUGGUAACAAUAGAAACACUAAUGGGAAGGCACCCUGGUGAGCUCCUUUCAUCUUUAUCACUGUCAUCAUCAUCAGCUAUGCAGACCAUGAUGUUGAAAGAUAUUUUGGAUCAACGGCUCCCUCUUCCCAUAGCUGAAAUUUAUGGAGCGGUGGUUUCUAUUGUAAAAAUGGCAUUUACAUGCUUGGAUGCUAAUCCCCAAUCUCGACCAACCAUGAAACAUGUGUCUCAUGAGCUAUCAUCUCACAAGCCAUUUUUUAUUGAGUCAUUUCACACAGUCUCAUUAGGAGAAUUAUUGCAUGGAGGAAAAGUACUCAAGUAGAUUCAAGCUCGUCUUUCUUGCUAGAGACAUUCAAUAUGUGAUUAAUAUAUCAAAUAUAAUCCUUAUUAUGUUUCUUUCUUUUUUGUCUAAUAAUCUUAGCAUUUUUUCAAGACGAAGUUAUG